CACUGCAUGCUCCGGGAGGAAAUUAUCACCCGAGGACGUACACUCCUCCCGUCCUCCUCCCAGCUCAUACGAAGUCUCUUCUGCUUUGCCGAGAGCCUGGCUUUGAGACUGGGGUGCCGGGUGGUGGGGCGAGCGGCUGCGCGCUUCCAGCAGCAGUAAAACCCCAAAGCGAAGUGCCGAGAGCAGCGGAUCCCCGACCGGCUGCGCGGCCCGACGCUGCCCGAGAGCGCAGGGACCCCGCCAGAUCCUUGCAAGAUUAUGGCAGAGUGUAGCCAUAUGCAAAAACAGCUGGACUUACAGAAUGGUAGCUUAGAGGAGGGCUCAGUGGUGAGUUCCCUGGAGAACCAUUCUGCAGACGUGAUGGAGAACGUAAGCUCCAAGAAAUACUCUUCCAGUCUGAAGUUCAAAGCCAAUGGAGACUAUUCUGGCUCCUAUUUAACCCUCUCACAACCUGUGCCUGCUAAGCGAAGCCCUUCCCCUUUGGGCACCAGUGUCAGAAACAGCCCUUCGCUAGCCAAACUCCAUGGAAGCAAGCAGUUCUCCUGUGAUGGAACUGACAAAAAUAUUUCCACAAAACCUCCCACCCCCUCCCUCAACACUACACCCUCCCAUGGUGGAUAUCCACUCGGGAGAGCAGAGUUUGACCAUUACGGUGGUCGGGAUAGUGAAAGGUCCUUGAGACUCUCCGAGAAGCUUCCUUAUUCCAAAUAUAACUCUAGAAAUAAAUCACAUGACAAUGUGUACUUUCUUGGAGGAGUAGAAGGGAAAAAGGCAUCUGGUUCGCUCCUGACCAUGUGGAAUGGAAGUUCCCUUAGCGACUCUGGACACUCAUCCAUCAGCAGGUCUGGGGCAGCAAGCAUGCCUUCAAGCCCAAAGCAAGCCAGGAAAAUGAGCAUCCAGGACAACCUGACCCCUCAACCCAGGAUAACCAGACACAAGGACCCAGCAUCUGAAAGCAUCAGUUCAAGAACUAGGAAGUAUUCAGGUGGCAGCCUGAGUCACAUGGGAGCCUAUAGCCGAUCACUUCCCAGGUUGUAUAAAGCCACAGAGAACCAGCUGACACCUUUCAGCUUGCCUCCAAGAAGCUCUCUGGGCAAUUCCAAAAGAACCAGACUGGGGGAAAGGGAUCUACCUCAUAGCAUCAUAGAUAGUGACAAUUACCUUAAUUUUUCUUCUUUAAGCUCAGGGGCUUUACCCUAUAAAACCACUGCCUCAGAGGGUAUUCCUUAUGCAAGUUCCACCUUCAGUGUUCCUGCGAGCCCUCGAGUGGCUCGGAAGAUGCUUCUGGCCUCCACCUCCUCCUGUGCCUCUGAUGAUUUUGAUCGGGCGUCCUACUCGGGAACGAGCACAAAUCACUCAUUUUCUGCUGGAGAGCCAGACAGGGUAUUUGUGGCCAGGAGGAACUUCUCUUGUGGCUCCAUGGAGUUUGAUGAUGCUGAGUUGGACAGCCUCAGACAGGUAUCAGGAACUCCCCAGCCUGUGCUACGGGAACGGAAAAGCAGCAUUAGCUCCAUUUCAGGAAGGGAUGACCUGAUGGAUUAUCACCGGCGGCAGAGGGAGGAAAGACUCAGGGAACAGGAGAUGGAGCGACUGGAGAGACAGCGCCUGGAGACCAUCCUCAGUCUCUGUGCCGAGUACACCAAGCCUGACGGCCGCCUGUCCACAGGCACCACUGUGGCCGACGUGCAGAAAAUCAACAAAGAACUAGAGAAGCUGCAGCUCUCUGAUGAGGAGUCUGUGUUUGAAGAAGCCCUGGUGUGCCCUGACACAAGAUACCGGUGCCACCAGAAGGGCUCUGUCCAGGAUGCUGACCUGGUGGGCCUCGGAGGCCUCAGCCAGAGCACUGCCAGCCUCCUGGCCCCCAGGAGCAUGCGGAAUGAUGAACUGCUCAGGGAACUCACCAGAACCCCACCACUACCCACCUCUGCCUUUCUGAAAGCUGCCAGCGAGUCCUCCUACCUAAGUAUCCUACCAAAGACCCCAGAAGGUAUGAGUGAAGAACAGAGGGCUCAGGAAUUGGCUGCAAUGGAGGACACCCGGAUAGUAAUUCUGAACAACCUUGAAGAGCUUAAUCAAAAAAUCAAAGAUAUAAAUGACCAGAUGGAUGAAUCAUCAAGAGAGUUGGAUAUGGAAUGUUCCCUCUUGGACGGAGAGCAGCAAUCCGAGACAACUGAACUAAUGAAGGAGAAGGAGAUUUUGGAUCAUCUAAACCGGAAAAUAGCAGAACUGGAAAAGAACAUCAUUGGUGAAAAGACCAAGGAGAAGGUAAAGCUUGAUGCUGAAAGGGAAAAACUAGAGAGGCUUCAGGAGCUUUACUCCGAGCAGAAGACCCAGCUGGACAAUUGUCCUGAGUCCAUGAGGGAACAGUUGCAGCAACAACUGAAGAGGGACGCUGACCUGUUGGAUGUUGAAAGCAAACACUUUGAAGACCUGGAAUUCCAACAGCUGGAACAUGAGAGCCGUCUGGAUGAGGAAAAGGAGAAUUUAACUCAGCAGCUCCUGCGUGAAGUGGCUGAAUACCAGCGGAACAUCGUCAGCAGAAAGGAGAAAAUUUCUGCAUUAAAAAAGCAAGCGAAUCACAUUGUUCAGCAGGCUCAGAGAGAGCAAGAUCAUUUUGUGAAAGAAAAGAGCAACUUAAAAAUGAUGAUACAAAGAGAAAAGGAGAAUCUUUGUAAUCUGGAAAAGAAAUACUCCAGCCUCUCAGGGGGGAAAGGGUUUCCUAUUAACCCUAAUACUUUAAAGGAGGGCUAUCUCAGUGUAAAUGAAUUUAAUGAGCCACCUGGCCAUUCCACGAAUCUCUCCCCUUCCACUCAGUUCCCUGCUGAUGCUGAUGCUGCUGUCACUGAGCCUGCCUCAGCUGUGCCGGUGAGCCAGCCGCAGAGUCCAGAGCAAAGAUCUCCUGUCUGUUCUGGAUUUAUGUUUCCCUCCACCCUUUCUCUUCAUCCUGUCACUCAACCUCCAUCAGCCCCUUCGCGGGAAGUCAUGGCUACAUCUGUCAAUUUUUCCCCUCUAAAUGAUACACCUCCUCCUCUACCAGCUAAGAAACACAGGAGGCAGCAGCAGCAGGAGCAACAGCACUUUAGAAGUCUGGAAGAAAGGAAAAAACAGCAUAAAGAAGGCCUCUAUCUGAGUGACACUUUGCCUCGAAAGAAAACCACACCUUCCAUCUCCCCACAUUUCAGCAGUGCUACAGUGGGGAGAAGCACCACCCCAAAGGGUCACUUGCCUCUGGGACAGAGCAACAGCUGUGGCAGCGUGCUUCCUCAUUCGCUGGCAACAAUGACCAAAGACGCAGAGUCUCGCAGGAUGCUCAGAGGAAAGUCCAAGAAAGGAAGAAUGAAUUCCUCAGCAGGUUAUAAUCACCAACAGAUGAGUGAAGGACAAAGACAGAAAUCUGAAUUUUACAACCGCACAGCAUCGGAAUCAAACGUCUACUUGAAUAGUUUUCAUUACCUGGAUCAUAGCUACAAGGACCAGGCCUUUGAUACUUUGAGCCUGGACAGCUCGGACAGCAUGGAGACCAGCAUUUCUGCCUGCUCUCCCGACAAUAUCUCUAGUGCCAGCACUUCGAACAUCGCCAGGAUAGAAGAAAUGGAGAGGCUGCUGAAACAGGCUCAUGCAGAAAAGACCCGACUGCUGGAAUCCAGGGAACGGGAAAUGGAAGCCAAAAGACGAGCUCUGGAAGAAGAAAAACGACGCCGAGAAGUCCUGGAAAAACGUCUGCAGGAAGAAACUAGCCAGAGGCAGAAGUUAAUAGAAAAGGAAGUAAAAAUAAGGGAGAAACAAAGGGCACAGGCUCGUCCUCUGACGCGCUAUCUGCCUGUGCGGAAGGAGGACUUUGAUUUACGGAGCCACGUGGAGACUGCUGGCCACAAUAUUGACACCUGUUAUCACGUAUCAAUCACAGAGAAGACUUGCCGAGGGUUCCUCAUCAAAAUGGGUGGAAAAAUUAAAACUUGGAAAAAACGCUGGUUUGUUUUUGAUCGGAAUAAGCGAACAUUUUCUUAUUAUGCAGACAAGCAUGAAGCGAAGUUAAAAGGAGUAAUAUACUUUCAAGCCAUUGAAGAAGUAUAUUAUGAUCACCUCAAGAAUGCUAAUAAGAGCCCUAAUCCGUUGCUCACCUUUAGUGUCAAGACACAUGACAGAAUCUAUUACAUGGUGGCCCCAUCACCGGAAGCCAUGCGGAUCUGGAUGGAUGUUAUAGUUACUGGGGCAGAAGGUUACACUCACUUCUUGUUGUAGUGAAUUGAAGCAAUAGUCCACUUCAGGGCAGACUGCAAUAAUCUCUUACAAUAAUGAAGCCAUAUUCAAUCCCAGAUGGAAAGACCCAGCAAACCCAUGCCCCAACUGUAUGCACUCAGAACUCCUUUCAUAAUGAGAAGCUGUUUGUAGAAAGAAAGAAAGAAGGAAGAGAAUUUUAAUUUGAAGCUUGAUCAUAAAUGGUAAAAGAAUUGAAGCUCCUACAAGAAACACUAUUUUGAAAAAAAUCACUAAAAGAACAUUUCUUAAAAAUCAUUUUUUACCAGUUGGCUUUGGUGAAAUAAACCAGUUUACAAAAUGUCUGUAUAUGUGUACUUGCAAAUAUGGAAUUACUGUAGCACCCAAAUUGUUGGCAUUGACACUAUGGUAAUCAACGGACUUUUCUUUUUUUAAAAGUAUAAUUUUACAAAGAUAAGCAAAUAAAGACUUGGAGAGGAAUAUGCUUUAGGAGUUUUACCUUUAGGAGUACUUUUUAAGUACUCCACCAACACCAAAGAUUUCACAUGACUUCUGUUUGGUAGUAGCUUAAAGUAGUUUAGAGAAAUAGUGAUCCUUUAUAUUUUAAAACAGUAUUUUGAUGCCACCAGGUACCAGGAAAUUGAAUUCUUCACAAUAAACUACUGUGCAUAUAUAGCAAAACACUUUUUGUAAGAGAAAAAAGAAAAACCUGUAUUUUAGAAAAAAGCCAUCUCAGCCAAACUACACAUCACAUUGGGCAAUUUUAAAUAAAGAGAAUAUUUGAUGUGAAGAGCUUGUUUGUGCAUGAUGUCUCCCUUCUCACUGCUGAGAAUGAAGGCAAUAGCUAAUUUCCUUUAGAUUGGCUCAUCUGUCUUUGCUAUAGAGCAGACCUAUCAGUUAUACCCUCACAUGAUAUAGCUGUGAAAUCAUCGUUCUGUUUUCACCAAAGAACACAACAGUUAAAAUAGCUAUAUGCAGAGAUGAUAUAAAGGCAAAAUUCAACUUAACUUUUUUUUGUAUUUUUAAUGUCUUAUAAUUAGACUUGUUUUUAAAUUAAUUUUUGUGAAUGAAAUGACUUCAGGCAAAUCUUCUAUGUAUUUUCAAAUGUCACUUACCCUUUUUUUGUGUUUUGUGUGUUUGCAAGUAUGAAUGUACUCUCUCCUAAAACAUGGUAAAUGACUAGAGGCAUAAAAUAAUGACUUUAUUUACAAGGUUAAAUGAUUAAAAGUGUGUCUAAAAUUUUGUCAGGCCUGACUAGGUACAAUUUUUUAAUGUCUGAAAUAUAUUUUGUAUUCAUGUAUACAUGUUGCCAAUAAAAUUUGCAACUGGAUGACACAAGAUCUUACUUGAACAAUGAAGAACAAAAAUCAUGAUUGUAAAAGAUCUUUUUAAAAAUCGGAUUUUGCAGAGAUCACCCUUAAACACUGUAAUGAUCUCAGAAAAUGAAAUGCAGUAGUUAAAAGUUUGCUGGUUAAAAAUAGUUUUCUGUACUGUGCUUUCUCCAUAGGAUCGUAAGGGUAUUCUAAUCAACUUGCAUGUUGUAAGCCUUUUAAAUAUGUGUUAAACAUAUUGAAUUUGGAUUAAAAUAUUGACCUGAUUUCA
Molecule: messenger RNA, 5820 nt
Organism: Octodon degus (degu)
Lineage: Eukaryota; Metazoa; Chordata; Mammalia; Rodentia; Octodontidae
Gene: Phldb2
Product: pleckstrin homology like domain family B member 2
Exons: 21
Coding region: 259-4242 (1327 amino acids)
Biological process (GO): regulation of microtubule cytoskeleton organization
Cellular component (GO): basal cortex
Source: RefSeq, a predicted model, not a curated record